This is a messenger RNA of Iphiclides podalirius (scarce swallowtail), 2076 nucleotides long. The record is from the annotation of a GenBank genome assembly. NCBI's taxonomy places the organism in Eukaryota, Metazoa, Arthropoda, Insecta, Lepidoptera, Papilionidae.
AUGAUCCGAUCCAAUGUCAGCGCCUGGGUAGCAUGGAGGCAGAAAAAAGAAAAACAAGUUGUUAGUCCAUCAGCUUUGACACCUUCAUCUGCAGCAACAGGUCUGCAGCUGCCCUCCUCUGGAGUGCGGGUUGCAGCUGUAAAAGCAAUAGGUGCAAUAGUUACUGCAGGGAAUGCUAAAUGUUUUGAGCUUUCUAUAACACCAAUGGCAGAAAAACUAUUUGAUGAAAACACUCAAGUUCGAAUGCAGGUUACUUUGGAGGUUGGUAACUGGAUGCUGAAUUAUAGAGACCGAUAUUCUUUCUGGCAUCGUAUGAUACCACUGUUACUUACAAGCUUAAGUGAUGUUAUGGCGGAUAUAAGAGAAACUGCCACAAAACUUUGGGAUGACAUCGGCCUCCAAUAUAUAGAAGAGAAUGAGGAAGAUUUGAAAAAGAAGUUGGAUUUCCUGCAGGAUGUGCCAUCUCACUAUCCUGAUGUGAAACGCCCAAACUUUGGGUGCAGGGUCUUAGUACAAAGUAACAUUGGCAAAAUCGUACCAGCAAUUGGAAGAGAGAUGGAUGGUUGGCAAACGGAUGCUCGGCUCAGGGUUGCGCAGCUGCUGUGCUGGUUGCUGCUCUGCGCCGAAGAGGGCUCCACCCAGCACGCCAACACCGUUGCCAAGAUCCUGCAGAGGGGCGCGGGGGACGAAGAUGCGAGAGUAGUCGUUGAGAUAAAACGGGCUUCGGAGCUGUUCGGUUACUUCAUCAGCCCCGAGACCUGGUGGCCGCUCUUCGAAGCCGACGUGGACUCGUGGCCCGCCCUAAUGGUCGUUGCUAACAUCCUGAAAGGCUCCAGGGCCGAGUUGGUGACGGGGAAGGUUAUGCAGGAGCUGUGCAAGGAGUUGGCCGAUCCCGAUAGGUGCAGAGUUAGGAAGAUUAAAUAUCAGACUAAUCUUAUCCACGUGACCGAGGCUCUUAUGAAUCUCUGUGGCGAAGAAUGCGUUUCGGUGGCGGACGAGUUGUUUAUAAUUAACUUCACAGUCUACUCAAUGCCGGUCGACGAGAAGAUACAGUUCAUGGCUCUGUCGAACCUCGACAAACUCCGCCAUAUAGAGCAGUGUGGUCGCACGCUGACCAGCCUGUACGAGCGUCACGUCGGACGCGUGCUGGCCGCCAUCACUAGCGACGCCGUCACUUGGACUCUGCUCACGCCCGACAGGUGCUUGCUUGAGUGUGUGCUUCUGCACGCGGGACACGCUAUGGGCAGUCAGUUGCACCUGAUUGCUCCACUGCUGAGGGAGUGCCUGGCAACACCGAAGGUCGACCCAGAUGUCAAACUGAAAGUGUUCACGGCCCUCUCGACAGUGCUGUUGAAGCGGGAAGACAACUUCAGCAAAUGCGAAAUGGACAAACUUGAGGCUUUCCUCAAAGUAGUUAUCGAUGACGUGAUAAUACCGAACCUGGUAUGGGCGCCUGGUAGGACCGCCGAGGCGAUCCGCACCGCCGCCGUGGCGUGUCUAUGCUCGGCCCUCCAAGAAGGGGACGUAACCGACGAAGGUGCGGACGGGGACAGUGACGCGAAGAGAGUGGACCUGUUCCCCACCAAGGAGUCUCUGGAGCCGUUCCUGGAGCGCAUGGUCCCGUUGCUCGCGGGCCUGGCGGACGACAACUCCGUGCUGACGCGUCAGCACACGAUGCGCGCAAUACGCUGCCUGUCCGCCGUCGCGGCGCGGCACGAGCGCUUCACCGCCGAAAUGCUACACAAGUUGUACUUCGUGGUGCUGAAGCGUCUGGACGACAGCAGCGACAAGGUGCGCUCGUUUGCCGUGCAGACCGUACGCGAUCUGUUCCUGAGACGCCCGCGUCUCUACGAGGUUGCCGUGUUCGGUGCACACGUGGACGCUGUGUACAGCGCGAUGCUCAUACACCUGGACGAUCCCGACGAGGCGUUCCGCAAGGAGGUGCUCGAUGCCCUUCUAGCUCUCAGCGAGAUUGACCCAGAACUACUUUUCAAGAAAGUUAAGUCAAAUAUUCACCUUUAUAGAAACAAAGUCGCUUACGAGCGGCUUUCUAGUCACAUUGAGAAGAUGUUAAAG